Messenger RNA from Lentinula edodes (shiitake mushroom), 1515 nucleotides. RefSeq lists its product as uncharacterized. The record is from RefSeq and is a predicted model, not a curated record. NCBI's taxonomy places the organism in Eukaryota, Fungi, Basidiomycota, Agaricomycetes, Agaricales, Omphalotaceae. The transcript has 9 exons. The coding region runs from base 63 to 1217 and encodes 384 amino acids.
CAAAAACAAUUUAUUUAUUUAUUUAUCAAUUAUGACUCCGUACUUUCUUUUGUACUAUCAUCAUGACAUACUCUCUUCGCAGACGCGAGGUCAUCAACACUCCUGUCGAUAAUCAUGCUCAUCGGGGUGGCAGAGGCACCCAAGGCAACCGAAGAGGACGCCCAAGAAGAACCAUGCCAGAUUUACACAAUACCCUGGCUGAAGUGGCAAUUUCAUCCCAACCUUUGUCGUCUAUUGAAGAAAUGGAAGAACAAUUUAUUGACUACGACAGAAUACUCUUCAGCAGUAGCCCAUUAACCAGUCAAUCCGAUAUUGGUAUAGAAGAUGACCAGAGUGUUGUCAGUCACAAUGAACAAUCUCAUGGAGAGAAUAAUACGGAGUACCAUGGGGACCCGACUUAUCAAGAUCAAAAUGAAAACAUCCAAGAAAUGGAGGUCGAAGGUGAUCUAGGAACUGCCAAACAGGUGGAUGGUUCGGAGGAAAAUCAAUCAACUCCCAGCGGUUCUUUUGCCAGUCAGACUAUCCGUUCUGAAAAUGGAGAUGGCAACGAUGCAAUUCCAUUGUGGCUGCAGGAAAGGAUUGAGCGGAUCGUGCAAAGAAGAGUUGAGCAUAUUCACCAUAUAAUAGAGCCAACAGUUUUGCCUUUGACAUCGACAUCUAUCAGUAAUGAUAAUGAGUUCUGCCCCAUUCCUGAAGAUGUGCACACUGCACCCUCGGCAUCCAUGUAUCUGGUCUCCACAUUUCCCGAAAUCCAUUCCGAAAUUCCCUUUCUUCGUCAAUUUCUUUUGGCACAUAAGCAAGUUACCGCGUACAAAGGUUAUCGACAGUUUGUGAUCCUUAAUCAAUUGGCUGAGGGACUUGGCUUUCCAAUUCAUUCCCGCCAGUUGAAAAUCAGACUUUCUCCACUUGAAGGGGUUAUGUUCGAGGUGGGGGAUGUGUAUGCUUGGGCUGGUAUAACAGCAGGGACUUUCGCAAAUAACAAGAGGGAUGUCGCAGCUGCAUAUCACUUGUUAGGAGAGCUCGAGCAGCUGGUAUUGGCAGGGGAUGCUAGCCCGGCUCUGCAGAAAAUGCAUCAGGACUGGUAUCCGUAUACAUUGAGCUGCAGAUACUGGUGGUCAAAGGAUCCUCAGAAUUACCCAGAAUCGUUAAAGUGGACAUGGUCAAUAUUUUCAACAAAGGUUAACCAGCUGCGCAACCUUCUUUCUACUGUUAUGUAAAAUAGAUUGUGCCGAUUUGGUAAAAUAAUUCAUUAUCAACUCCAGAAGUAAAGACAGUAAUCAUUUCCAAAGCAGAUGGAGGGUCGGACUAUAUGUACUCUUGCCUCCUGGUACCUGGGUGCAAAAGGUGAUGUCAAGAGGGAACGAAGCAAUCGUUCCCAAAGUAGAUGGAGGGUCUGACUAUAUGUACUCUUGCCUCCUGGUACCUGGGUGCAAAAGGUGAUGUCAAGAGGGAACGAAGCAAUCGUUCCCAAAGCAGAUGGAGGGUCUGACUAUAUGUACUCUUGCCUCCUGGUAC